Molecule: messenger RNA, 2184 nt
Organism: Chaetomium fimeti
Lineage: Eukaryota; Fungi; Ascomycota; Sordariomycetes; Sordariales; Chaetomiaceae
Exons: 1
Coding region: 1-2184 (727 amino acids)
Source: RefSeq, a predicted model, not a curated record
AUGGCUUCAAAGACCUACUUCGGCCGUGCCGAGCACGAAGGCCGCCGCCUCGGUGCGGAUUUCGACCUCCUUGCCAAGUGGUCUCGUGCCUGUUCCCUUGACCACCCGAUUCACUCGUACUACCUGACACAGCUCUCCGGCGAGGAUCGAUCACAGCUGUUUACUGGCCCCGCCCAGGAGUUUCGCCUAGAGGAGGGCCCAAAUGACACGGUCAAGCUCGAAACUAUUCAAGACGAAGUCGAUCGCCUCGAACCCGACGUGAUUGAGAUGAUGCGGUCGACCAACUAUCAGCGAUCCGAGGCGCGACGUUUCGAGAUGCUGAACGAGAUCGAGGACAUGCAUGACAAGGCAGAUGGCGCAGCCGCUUUGGCCCUGUCUGGCGCGCUUCUUCGGGGCAUGGACGGCCCGCCCGCUGAGAAGCUUGCGAAGCAGGUUUCCGACAAUAUUCUCGACUCUGCAGGCGCCAAAGUCGUGGCGCGUUGGAAAGCUGCCAGGGACGAGCGUUUGAUGGGCAUCAACAACCAGAUUCCUAGCUCGCCGAAGCAGACCAGUGGUGGGGACGAGGACCGGCCUGGCUACGACUCGAUGGAUGAGACAGCAACGAGUGACACGGGUUAUUCCACCACCACCAGCCAGAACAUCGCCAGGAGAAAGCGAGUGCAAGGCGUAUCCCUCAAUACCUCGUUCUCUCACCGGUUUGCUGAUGCUGCGCCGGCAAGCGAACCGUUCAUCAAGACAGUUUCUCAGGCCUAUGAUUCCCACUCCAGCGAGUUUGAAGAUGACCACACUACUCCGCAGCAAAAGCUUGCUACCAGGUUCAUGUCUCCCAGCAGCUCCGCUCCGGACUACGGAAGCGAAACCUCGACAGACUCCGCUCACUGGAAUAGCCCGAGCUCGGCUGGUGAAAGCCCAUCAUCUCCGGAUCUCGACUCCGAGAUCGGCUUUUUGGACGAGGCAGAUGGCGGUGUCGCGCUACUUCCCACCUGCCUCGCUGAAGAGCUGGGACUCAAGGAUGAAUCCGAUAUGGCGACCCCAACCCCUGGUUCUUGUUUAAGCCACCCUGAGACUUUUGCAAGCCACCUUGGCGCUGGCUUGAGCCGAGCCUUCUUCACUGUUCCUACUGGCUUGAAUGGCAUGUUGGCUAACAACAACACUUAUGUUAACACGUUCAACCCGUCUCCUACGUUCGGUUCGUUUGAUACACACGUUGCCGACAACGCUGUCAGCCAAGAGACCAAGUCAAGAGCCUCGCCUGGUCCGUUCUCGCCGCAAUCCGAGACUAGCGACUACCCGCUGGCUGAAGAGCAGCCCUGGAAAGGAUUCACCUGCUACGAAGUUGCUGCUAAGUUCGGCAAUGACCAGCUGGUUCCCAAGUACUGGACCACCACGCGCGGGAAGGAGCGUUAUGUUCGUCAUAAGAUUGGUGACUUGAAGCUGGACGAUGCCAAGCUGCGCUCUGAUCGCUUCUCGGGUUCUGUCGCGCGCAACCCCGUUCAUAUCUUCGUUGAUCUCUCCAACAUCAUCAUCGGUUUCUAUGACAGCAUGAAAGAGAGCCGGGGCAUCUCCGUCAACAAACGUGUCAUGGCCCCGGCAUUCUCGUUCAAGAACUUCGACACCAUCCUCACUCGCGACCGAAAUGUCGCCAAGAGGAUCGUCGCAGGCUCCUUGGCCAACUCGUACAGCAAGCGGCGGCCUGGAUACAUGGUCCAAGCCCAAGAUCUGAAGUACGAGAUGAACAUUCUGGAACGCGUUCCGAAGCCUGCGUCGCCUGUGCGCAAGCGCAAGCCGAAAGCCGGAGCCCGCGACUUGGACGCGCCCACGUCUGGGGCUGACACUUCAGGCGACGAUUGCUUUGUGGGACCGAUGAAGCAUGGAGAGCAGGGUGUGGACGAGUUGCUCCACCUCAAGAUUCUCCAGAGUGUUAUCGACAGCAAGCCUGCGACCAUGGUGCUCGCUACGGGCGAUGCUGCGACUGCGCAGUACUCGGAUGGCUUCAAGAAGAAUAUCGAGCGAGUACUUGCCUACGGCUGGAACAUUGAACUGUACGGCUGGAGCCGCAACAUCUCGUCCGCCUGGCGCGAGCCUGAGUUUGCCGAGCAAUGGGGACACCAAUUCAAGAUCGUUGAGCUCGAUGGGUUCUGCGAGGAGCUUUUUGACAUGACGAUUGAGUCAUUGGAGCAGUAA